AGCUGCAGCCUCAGCCGGCUCCACAGCCUCUAUAACUAGAGCAGGACAGAACUACCACUGCAGACUGCAGGGCGCAACUGUAGGAGAAGAGGACAGAACUACUAGGAGCGGUAGAGAGGAACGGACUCACGGGGAAAGACAAAUUCAGCAGGAAGCAGCAACACCUGGAACACAACUCUGAGACCAACUCCAAACAACCCUCUCACUGGAUCACUUUGAGCUUUUAUUUCCAAUUGAGACGAUUUGGAAACAAAGAGUUGAGAAAAGUAAGUUGGACUGUAAGAGGCGUGUUGGAGAUCAGGAGGGAAGAGAAGGACAGUUUAGGACUUUGGAUCUCAGUCAUCUUGGGUUUUUUUUCCCCCGUCCUCUCUGUUUUAACAGACCAUAAACCACCUGGAUUGACCUUUAACCACUCUUGGGUUUCUUCAUUUUUUUUUACCCCCUCCAGCCUGGAACCUUGGAGAGAGUUCUCUCUCUUCUGGGGGGGUCGGAGGACGAGACUGACCAGACGUACAGCGGGACAACAGACUUCGUCCAAGAUGUUGUGGUCGAGGAGAGUCGUCCAGCAGUGGUGCUUCUCUGUGUUCUUACUGUGUUCCCCUGUUCCUCACUACGGACGGCCAAUCGAUGGGCUCGCCAACAGGAUGAAGCGCUCGGUGACCCACGCCCAGCUGAUGCACGAUAAGGGCCGGACGCUGCAGGAUUUCAAGCGUCGCAUGUGGCUCCAAGAGCUGCUGGAGGAGGUCCAUACGGCUGAGAUCAGGGAGCUGCCCGCCCGCCCGGUGGUCAGCAGCGGACUGGGGCUGGGACUACCGGGUGCCGGGGUAGGGGUCAGCCUGGGAUUGGGCACCACUGGGGGUACCCUGCACCCCCACCCCAAACCUCCAGGGGGCACCAAAAACCUUCCCAUUAACUUCCAUAUGGAGGAGGAGGGAACCAACCUGCCGCAGGAGACCAACAAGUCCCAAACAUACAAAGACAAAGACGGGGCGCGGAGGGCCAAAGAAGGGAAGAAAAAGAAAGGGAGGGGGGGGAAGAGGAGGGAGGGGGGGGAGAAGAGGAAGAGGCCGGCGCGCUCACUGGGCUGGGCGCAGGAAGGGGAGGAGCCUGGGAAUGGGUACCACCUGGAGUGGCGAGGGCCCUUCUUCGGCCUGAGGGGGGCGCUGCACUAGAACACUGUCACACUCUGACUAAGAAACCCUAAGGACAUUCAGAUGAACACCCAGACACUCCUGUUACAGGGUCCUGUGAUAGUGAUUGUUGGUAAACACCCAGACACUCCUGUUGCAGGGUCCUGUGAUAGUGAUUGUUGGGAAACACCCAGACACUCCUGUUACAGGGUCCUGUGAUAGUGAUUGUUGGUAAACACCCAGACACUCCUGUUGCAGGGUCCUGUGAUAGUGAUUGUUGGGAAACACCCAGACACUCCUGUUGCAGGGUUCUGUGAUAGUGAUUGUUUGGAAAGUAAAAUAAGGAAAUAUUUAUUUUCAGUAAAUAUUGUAAACGCACCAGACUAGUGAUAAUGACGAAGACAAUAAAAAUUACAGACGCUCGCUCUGCGGAGCAACAUAAUUUAAUAAUUGUGAAAUCCUUCCUGUUCUGUUUUGUUUUGUUAGGACUGUGCCAAUUAUUAUUAAUGACAGAUUUUGCUGUAAUUUAUUCUUGUUUGAAUCAUGUAUUUAUUUUGUACAUGUAUUGAGGUGCUGCUGACCUUCUAUAUUUUUGUACCAUAAUGCACUUUUAGAUUUAUAAAUAUAUAUAUAUAUAUAUAUAUAUAUAUACAUACAAGUAAUUUUGUUAAUUUACUUUUUGUGGUUGAUUGAAAUGAAGAAAACAUUGUUGGUCAUUCCUCCGUGUUAUCUAGGCUCCUUCUCUGCAUGGUUCUAUAAUGAUCACAUGAUAAUGAUCACAUGACUCGUCUGUCCGCUCUGACUGGCCCACAGACGUCUAAUCUAGUUGGCUGUUGACCAGGGGCGUGUUCAAUAGGCACACUAUGGAAAAAAAUAGGAAAUCCCAAAAAAAUUGCAUUUCUAAUUGGACUAAAGUCCAGCUAGUCCCUCCCCGUUCCAGAUGGUUCUCUUCAGUUCGAUACCGAACGAACACAACCCAGGACGACCCACGCAGCUGUCCUCAACCCCUGACCCCUAACCUCUGUACAUUGUGCUUCAACUCCCCCCUCCGUCAGUUGGUCCACUGGGAACCACCUUGUCUUUCUCCUGUUAUGCUUCUGAAUGCUGUCCUAAGUUCAAAGUUCACUCGGCCUGUACAUAACCUGAACACAAUGCAACAACUUCACAUCGUUGUUUGGCACUUGCACUGAGAGACUACCCUAUAUUGAAUGGAUUAAACAUUUGACAGUA
Molecule: messenger RNA, 2360 nt
Organism: Oncorhynchus kisutch (coho salmon)
Lineage: Eukaryota; Metazoa; Chordata; Actinopteri; Salmoniformes; Salmonidae
Product: parathyroid hormone-related protein-like
Exons: 4
Coding region: 540-1172 (210 amino acids)
Biological process (GO): bone mineralization
Cellular component (GO): extracellular region
Molecular function (GO): hormone activity
Source: RefSeq, a predicted model, not a curated record